GUGGAGGAGGCAGGGCAUGUCUUCCUCCUGAUGAAGAAAGACUAUCGCAUCUCCCGCAACGUGCGCCUCGCCUGGGUCCUCAGCCGGCUUCACCAGGUCAUCUGGGCUGUGCCCGAGCCGGAGCUGGUAAAGUCAGAAAAUGAACUUGAUGUUCUCAGCAUCCUGCCUAACGGGUGGCAGCCAGACGAACCCAUCCAGCCCAGGCCCUAUCUCCUCGUGCCCUCUACACGGGUCACCUUCCUGGCGCGCCAGUACCGAUUUGUGAUUGAACUUGAUCUGAGCCCUUCCACGGGGAUUGUGGAUGACUCAACAGGGGAGAUAAUUUUUGAUGAAGUGUUUCAUGCCCUUUCCCGAUGCUUGGUGGGAUUGUUAAGACCCUUUCGUAUCCCUGGUUCAGACAUUAUCUACCAGCCAGAGAUCUUUGUCACCAUCCAGGCGUAUUCCUCCAUCAUUGGCCUGCAGUCCCAUCAGGUACUAUUCCAGGGCUGUCAGCUGGAUGAGACGAAGCGAGAAGCCUUUCUGCACCAAGUUUACACACAGCUAUGUGCCUUUGAGAACAAAGUGGCAGAGAUGCUCCAGCAACAGUAUGAACCCAAACCGCAGGUGGAUUUAUCACCCCUGAGCCAAGAGAGCCCUGGUGACAUGCUGGAGUCAUCUGGGAGGAAGCCCAGCGUGUCUGUUGUCACUGCCGAUGUUGGCCUCGUCAGCAUGGUCCGGCAGGGGAUCCUAGCGCUGCAGCUGCUGCCCUCCAACUCCAGCGCAGGUAUAAUAAUAAUUACGGAUGGUGUGACUAGUGUCCCUGAUGUGGCUGUAUGCGAGACUUUACUCAACCAGCUCCGCAGUGGCACAGUGGCCUGCUCCUUUGUGCAGGUGGGCGGUGUCUACUCGUAUGAUUGCAGCUUUGGCCAUGUUCCCAAUGUGGAACUGAUGAAAUUCAUCGCCAUGGCCACUUUUGGUGCUUACCUCUCCACGUGCCCUGAGCUGGAUCCUCUGAGCCUGGAUCUGAAUGUGUAUCACAAGGCAUUUCUGCUAUACUCCUUUCUGCGCACUGGGGAGUCACUGAAUCCAGAAUACUACUGCGUGUCCCAGCACAGACUGUUCAAUGAGCACCUGGUGUCUGCAAGCAGUAACCCUGCUCUGGCAAUGAGGAGGAAGAAGCACACUGAGAAGGAGGUGCAUGCUGACCUCGUGAGCAUUGUCUCAGUCCGGCUGCGCGAGGGCUACAGCAUCCGUGAGGUCAACAUCACAAAAG
Molecule: messenger RNA, 1252 nt
Organism: Fulmarus glacialis (Northern fulmar)
Lineage: Eukaryota; Metazoa; Chordata; Aves; Procellariiformes; Procellariidae
Product: protein SZT2-like
Exons: 8
Cellular component (GO): peroxisome
Source: RefSeq, a predicted model, not a curated record